GAGAUAAAUAAGUUCCAAUCAGCGAUUUACUCAGAGGUGUAGUUAUCUCUUAAAAUUCGGGAAUAGCUAUAUUUCAUCUUUAAAUGGCAGAGCAACAACAACAUCUCGAAUCAGUACUAUUGAUUGGUGGUGCAGGCUUUUUGGGUUUGCAUUUAAUCCAACAAUUCUACCAAAUUCCAAAUCAUCCAAUAAUUCAUGUUUUUGAUGUUCGUCCAUUACCUGAAAAAUUGGCUUCAUAUUUCACUUUCGACGCCAAACAAAUAAUAUUUCAUCAAGGUGACUUGACAUCUCCUGAAGAUGUUAAAUCUGCUAUAUUGAAAAGUAAAUGUGAUAUCAUUGUUCAUUCUGCUUCGCCAAUGCAUGGUUUAAAACAAGAAAUUUAUGAAAAAGUUAAUGUUCAGGGAACCAGAAAUUUAAUUGAAUGUGCAAAAGAACUAAAAAUCAGAGGGAUAGUUUAUACUUCUUCUGCUGGUGUUAUAUUCAAUGGGCAAGAUGUUCAUAAUGCCGAUGAAUCAUGGCCCAUUCCAAAGGUUCCCAUGGAUGGAUAUAAUGAUACAAAAGCAAGAGCAGAAGAUAUGAUUUUGAAAGCAAAUUCAUUUGAGGACAAUUUUUUGACUGUUGCUUUACGUCCAGCUGGAAUCUUUGGGCCAGGAGAUCGCCAAUUGAUUCCUGGGUUAAGAUCUGUAGCCAAGUUAGGACAAUCGAAAUUUCAAAUUGGGGACAAUAAUAAUUUAUUUGAUUGGUCCUAUGCUGGAAAUGUUGCUGAUGCUCAUGUUUUAGCAGCUUUGAAAUUCUUGGAUCCAAUUGAUUCUAAAAAAAUUGGUGGUGAAGCAUUUUUUGUUACAAACGAUGCGCCAACAUAUUUUUGGACAUUAGCUAGAACUGUUUGGAAAGCCGAUGGACAUAUUGAUAAAUUUAACAUUGUUUUAAAUAGAUCUGUUGCCAUAGUUGUUGGAUAUUUAUCUGAAUUUUUCUCAAAGCUAUCAGGAAAAGAACCUGGAUUAACUCCAUUUAGAGUUAAAAUUGUUUGUGCAUUUCGUUAUCAUAAUAUCACCAAGGCUAAGGCUCUAUUGGGUUAUAAACCUCAAGUUAGUCUUGAAGAUGGAAUUAAGAAAACAUUGGAAUGGAUGGAUGAAGUCAAUUGAUAGCAUGACUAGUUUGGCAUUCCAUUUAUUUUUUUAAAUAAUAUUUUAAAUGAUAUUUUAAUAUUCUAUUCU
Molecule: messenger RNA, 1217 nt
Organism: Ascoidea rubescens DSM 1968
Lineage: Eukaryota; Fungi; Ascomycota; Saccharomycetes; Ascoideales; Ascoideaceae
Gene: ERG26
Product: sterol-4-alpha-carboxylate 3-dehydrogenase (decarboxylating)
Exons: 1
Coding region: 84-1145 (353 amino acids)
Biological process (GO): steroid biosynthetic process
Molecular function (GO): 3-beta-hydroxy-Delta5-steroid dehydrogenase (NAD+) activity
Source: RefSeq, a predicted model, not a curated record